Molecule: messenger RNA, 2470 nt
Organism: Yamadazyma tenuis ATCC 10573
Lineage: Eukaryota; Fungi; Ascomycota; Pichiomycetes; Serinales; Debaryomycetaceae
Gene: DNM1
Product: dynamin-related GTPase
Biological process (GO): mitochondrial fission; peroxisome fission
Cellular component (GO): peroxisome; microtubule; membrane
Molecular function (GO): GTPase activity; microtubule binding; GTP binding
Source: RefSeq, a predicted model, not a curated record
AACCAACGAAUCACACUGGUUUUUUUAUACAAUGUCGUUUUCGGAUCUUAUCCCCGUGGUCAACAAGUUGCAAGACAUUGUCACCACCACGCAAGUGAGCGACUUGGACUUGCCGAUUUUGGCGGUGGUUGGAUCGCAGUCGUGUGGUAAAUCGUCGGUGUUGGAGAAUAUUGUGGGAAAAGACUUCUUACCUAGAGGUACUGGGAUUGUCACCCGAAGACCGUUGAUUUUGCAGUUGGUGAACUUGAAACCAGAUGAGUUCGCUGCCUGUAGCACCAGCCAGUCCAACAGCGAAAGUGACGAGUACUACAACGAUGAUGAAGACGAUGAAUUGAAGGAAAUCAACUUGGAAGAGCACUUGAAGAAGUUAACCAUGGCCAAAAAUGGUGGCCUGAAAGGUACUAGUAGGGUGUCGGCGGACGUAGAAUACGGCGAGUUCUUGCACUUGCCGGGCAAGAGGUUCUACAACUUCAAGGAAAUCAGACAUGAAAUUGAGAUUGAAACUAACCGGGUUGCUGGUAGCAAUAAAGGCAUCAAUCGCAUUCCCAUAAAUUUGAAAAUUUAUUCCACAAAGGUGUUAGACUUGACUUUGGUGGACUUGCCGGGCAUUACCAAGGUGCCUAUCGGUGAUCAACCAGGUGACAUUGAGAAGCAAACCAGAAACUUGAUUUUGGAGUAUAUUUCUCGUCCAAACUGUAUUAUUCUUGCAGUUUCCCCCGCCAAUGUGGAUUUGGUGAACCUGGAAAGUUUAAAGUUGGCUCGCCAGGUCGAUCCCACUGGAAAGAGAACGAUUGGAAUUUUAACCAAGUUGGACUUGAUGGAUGAAGGUACUAACGCCUUGGAUAUUUUGAAGGGUAAUGUUUAUCCCUUGAAAAUGGGAUUUGUGGGCAUCAUAAACAGAUCACAAUACGAUAUUUCCAUCAACAAGUCUUUGACAGACAGUUUGGGAGAUGAGGAAGCAUUUUUCAGAAACCACCAGGCGUACCGUACUAUUGCUAACAAGUGUGGUACCCGGUAUUUAUCGAUCAAAUUGAACCAGAUCUUAAUGAGCCAUAUCAGAGAGAAGUUGCCCGAUAUCAAGGCUAAGUUGAACACCCUCAUUGGACAAACUGAACAAGAGUUAAUCCAGUACGGCGGAAGUCCGCUUGAUGUCAUUGAAGACAAGUCGGUGUUGAUUCUUAAUUUAAUGACCAAGUUUGCCCAGAACUUUAUUAACUCCAUAGAGGGGACCAACAUCAAUGAAAUAUCUACCAAGGAGUUAUGCGGAGGUGCCCGUUUGUACCACAUCUACAAUGAGGUUUUUGGCAACGAUUUGUCGUUGAUAAACCCCACCCACAACUUGACAUUGAGAGACAUCAGAACCGCCAUACGCAACAGUACGGGUUCGCGUCCAUCAUUGUUUGUACCUGAGCUUGCGUUCGACUUGUUGGUAAAGCCACAGAUCAAGUUGUUGGAAGAACCCAGUAAAAAGUGUGUGGAAUUGGUGUAUGAAGAAUUGAUGAAGAUUGUGCACAAUAUUUGCAGCAAUGGGAUCGAAAUCAACCGGUACCCCAAGUUGCAAAUGAAGUUGAUCGAAGUGGUCAGCGACUUAUUGAGAGAACGGUUGGGACCUACCAUUAAGUACGUGGAGUCGUUGAUUGAAAUCAACAAAUCGUACAUCAACACCAACCACCCCAAUUUUGUGGGCGCUGCAACUGCUAUGCGAACGGUUUUGGAAGAAAAGCGUAAAGCCGGCGAAAUCUCCAAGAAGCCAGUGGUGGAGUCGGAUGACAGUGACGAAAUCGAAGAUAUCAACGAAAUCGACGAGGACCUUCCUUCGUCCAAGGUUAACGAGUCUGUGCAUAUUCAAGAAAAGGACCCUUCAGACUCGUAUCUCAACUAUUUCUUUGGUAAGGACCCCAUCACACAUCAACAGUACCUCACCACCCAGGCCCAGUUGAACCCUGCUCCGUUCAAGUUUCCUAACAGCCAUGAAACGUUGCCGUUGCAGUUCAAUAACGACUCUUCUUCGACGUCAUCGACCGCCACCAUCAUCAACAACAACAACGAGUCGUUUGAAAUCGACGAAGGCAUCAACGAAUUGAAUGAAAAGGAACAGUUGGAGUGCGAGUUGAUUCGCCGGUUGAUCAUCUCGUACUUUGGUAUCAUUCGCGAAAUCAUCAAGGACCAAGUGCCCAAGCUGAUUAUGUGUUUGUUGGUGAACUUUAUCCGCGACAAUAUCCAGAAUCAGUUGGUGAUUAAGUUGUACAAUGAAAAAUUAUUUGACAACUUGUUGGUGGAAGACGAAAAUAUCCAGAUCGAGAGAGAAAAGUGUUAUAACUUGUUGAAGACUUAUAAGGAUGCUGCUAAGAUCAUCAAUGAAGUUGUUUGAUAAGGGGUGGUUGUACCGGUGAGCCGGUUCUGUACAGUUGAUUCAUGUGAAUCGCGAUGUAAAUAGCAAUAAAUGUCUAACGGAGUUAAUAAAGGUUUU